GAGGAGGCCAGUAGGGCAUUUGGCUCGCUGGACCACAGGGUUAGGUCUCAGGUGGGUUCGUUAGUUGGGUUCACAUGUCUUGUAUAGUCCCUACUCGCAUUACCACGAAUGAAGCUGUCAGGUGUCAACAACAAAAGAAAGGUUGCUUUUGUGCCUUGCAUUCCGCUGCAAUUUGCUAAUAGCUCAAAAAGCCUCGUCUGGAUGCUUCUAUUUUCUUCUUCUUCUUCUUCCUUUUCAAUUUUCUCUAUAAACAGUCACUUCGUGUCUCUCUCGAUUUAAAUAUAGGUUUUUUCUUUUGCUUCUUCACAAUUACUCUAUUUUCAAUUUUACCAAUCUAAUUCAUGCUCGGAUCCGAUCCGUCCGCUAUUCAUUUCCACAAAUUACACUUCAAAAUUCUGAGAAAACUUUUUCUGUCCCCCUGUUUUCAGAAAGCUUAAGAGCUGGGCGAGAAUUGAGUUUUUCUUUUUGAUAAAUAUUUCCAGUUCGUUCUGUAGUGGCGGACUGAGUUUGAAGAGUUUAGGUGGGUGUUAGGAUUAGUGUUAGUCAUGUUCUAUGGUGCAGUGGUAUGGGAUCCGUGGCUAAUUGUUGCCCAAAUAGCGUGCCUUCAAUGUCUUUACUAUCUCACGCUUGGUUUUUUCUUAUCCAUUCUUGUUGGGACUCGGGUGUCUCGCAUGAGCCUCGUCUAUUUCUUUGAUUUUGUUGCUGUCACCACAUCUACCAUCACCGGUUGGUGUGUUGUCACAUCCUUUCUCCUCAGCUCCAUUGCUGGAGCUGGAUUUAUGCAUUACUUGAUUGAGAGGGCAAAGAAGUGCUUAGAUUUUUCUGCAACCCUCUACAUCAUACAUCUCUUUAUAUGCAUUAUAUAUGGAGGUUGGCCUUCCUCACUAGCAUGGUGGAUUGUGAAUGGUAUUGGACUAGCAGUGAUGGCUUUGCUAGGUGAAUAUCUGUGCAUUAGACGUGAACUCCGAGAGAUUCCAAUCACACGAUACCGAUCAAAUAUUUGAUUGUCAAGGAAUACUCGGACAGCAGGAACAAGCUUUAUUCUGGGCCCAUACUUUGCUUGUCGAAUGAUUUGAAGGAGCUCCUGGGUGAAGCUUGAAAUCCGAACUAUGAUAGGAUGAUAGCUAUAGUCUUCUAAUUCUAUCGGCUGUGCUGAAGAUAAUGAUACAAGAUGGCCACAGAAAAUCAAGAUGUUUGUUAAUGAUGGGAAGAUGGAGAAUGCAAGACUAGGUAUGCAUUGUGUCAUGAAAAUAUAAUUGUAAAAUUUGUGGAUAGUUUCUGGGAAAGAUGUUUCUUGUUUUUCUGAUAUUAUUUUCUUGUUCAGUGCCUUAUUUUAUAUGACAUUUGGAUGAAUUUCUCUGAA
Manihot esculenta (cassava) is the source of this 1363-nucleotide messenger RNA. Its product is annotated as protein SYS1 homolog. The record is from RefSeq and is a predicted model, not a curated record. The transcript is spliced from 3 exons. Bases 546 to 1004 code for a protein of 152 amino acids. Gene Ontology annotation, cellular component: Golgi membrane; trans-Golgi network. Gene Ontology annotation, biological process: protein localization to Golgi apparatus; Golgi to endosome transport; Golgi to plasma membrane protein transport. NCBI's taxonomy places the organism in Eukaryota, Viridiplantae, Streptophyta, Magnoliopsida, Malpighiales, Euphorbiaceae.